AUGAGCAUGAGUGGAAAUCAUAUAGGUGACCUUGGGGUAGAAUGGAUAACAAAUGCAUUACAAGUUAAUACAACAUUGACUACACUUCAUUUACAAUUAAAUGACAUUGGAGAUACUGGAGCAAAAUACUUAUCUCAUUUACUGACUAAUAAUAAAACACUCGGAUGUCUUUCCUUAGCCCAGAAUUUGAUUGGAAACAACGGUGCCGAACUUCUUGCUGCUGCUUUAGAAACUAAUAAGACGUUAGCUAAACGAGAUCUUCAGCAAAAUCAAACAAGUGAUCAAGAUGCGAAAAGUUUAUUGGAUACUUUACAAAAUAACCAGACACUUAAAACACUAAGUCUUCGUUCAAAUCAAAUUGGAAAUCAAGGAGCCCAAUCUAUUGCUAAUGCAUUAGCACAGAAUAGAAUUUAUCGACAGACACUCAAAAUAGUUGAGCUUAAAAACAAUCAAUUAGGUGAUGAUGGUGUACGCUGCAUUAUUCAAGCAUUAGCCAAUAGCCAGAUGCUAACUGUACUCAAUCUUCAAACAAAUCUUAUUACUUCUGCUGGUAUACUGGAUUUAGUUGCUAUGUUACAUACUUUACCGAAAAUCAGUAAAUUGGAUCUUUCUUGCAAUAAAAUUGGUGAUGAAGGUGCAAAACAUAUUGCAAAUUUGCUUGAAACCAAUACUACAUUAAAUGUGAUCAAUCUUCAUCGAAAUGAAAUCGGAAGCGAUGGUGCACAGUAUCUUAGUGAUGUUUUAAUACAUAAUCAGACGCUGAAAAAACUCGGUAUGAGUUUCAAUAAAUCUAAUGAUUGUUGUAUCUUAGAAUUUCUUGUUGCAAUACGAUCGAACAGUGCAAUAGUCGUAACACUUGAUAAUAAACAGAUUGAAGAAAAAUUUACACAACAACUUGCAAAUGCCUUGAAAAAUAAUACAUCUGUAAGAACACUCAAUCUUAAUAGUAAUAAAAUGAAUGAUCAAUGUCUGGGAUAUCUUGUUGAUACUUUGAAAAAUCAUAAGGGAAUCACAUCGCUGAACCUUGACAAUAAUCAAAUUACUGAUGAAGGUGCACAAUAUCUCUGUGAAAUAAUGAAAAAUAAUAGUAAACUUAAAAUACUAAGCUUUCGUUCAAAUAAAAUCGGGAAUGAAGGAAGUCGAAUGAUUGUUAAUGCACUGAUAAAUAAUACAACUCUCGAAAAGUUAUAUCCCACUCAGCAUCAAUAUGGAGUUGCUGAAACUAUUUGUGCCAUUCGAAAUGGCGAUGUCCCUAAUCGGAUACACCUUGAGUACAAACGUAUUGAAGAUAUAGAUUUACAAUAUCUCUGUCAUAGUUUGAGAUAUAACAUGAGGAUUACUACGAUCAAUCUUAAUAAUAACAAAAUCGGCGAUAUUGGAGCACAACAUAUAACUGAUAUACUUCGAAACAAUACGAACAUCACUGAACUUUUACUUCACUCAAACAGUAUUAGUGAUGAAGGUGCAAAAUAUUUGGCUAGUGCAUUAAAAGAUAAUAAAACUUUAAUGAAGUUAAAUUUAUAUCGCAACAAAAUUGGAAUCAAUGGAGCUAAAUCAUUUGCUGAAGCACUAUCAAAGAAUACGACAAUAUUGGAAAUUGAUCUAAGAAGAAAUGAAAGUGGUUAUGCUGCUAUUGUAGGAGCUAUUAUCGAAUUAAGAAACAACAAAGUAUAA
Molecule: messenger RNA, 1674 nt
Organism: Rotaria socialis
Lineage: Eukaryota; Metazoa; Rotifera; Eurotatoria; Philodinida; Philodinidae
Source: the annotation of a GenBank genome assembly